Messenger RNA from Pogona vitticeps (central bearded dragon), 2647 nucleotides. RefSeq names its product SH3 domain binding kinase family member 2 (gene SBK2). Gene Ontology annotation, molecular function: ATP binding; protein serine/threonine kinase activity. The record is from RefSeq and is a predicted model, not a curated record. Lineage: Eukaryota; Metazoa; Chordata; Lepidosauria; Squamata; Agamidae. Gene Ontology annotation, biological process: protein phosphorylation.
CUCUUGCUAGGGGUUAGGUGUCUUGACAGAUGCCAGUGCCCAAAGCUGAACGCCAUCGGCUGGAGCAGCCUGCCUGGUAUGUUCAGGCUUUCAUCUGUCCUGCAGAGAUAGAUGACACUCUCCCUUGCGCUCCUCCUUCCGAACUCUAGCUCCAUAGGGUGUGUGGCACAAGAGACGAGGCGGAGCGUCACGCUUCAAGCGAUAAUGCCUGGCAGACACCCCAGCUGCAGUCUUACACAGUCUCACUUCAACAGCAGCAGAGGCAGGAGGGAAAGACUGGGCACCUCAGAGGUCUUUUGGCACAGCGGAGGACAGGAUUUCGUCAUGGAUCUGACCUUGGGCAUGGAGGCCCAGGCUCUCCUAGAAGACAUGUUGGAGAUUACGGCCCAGAAUCUGGUGCACAUGGAGGUGACUGAGCACUACAAAAUCAUCAAGGAACUGGGGAAAGGGAAAUAUGGGCAGGUGGUUCUGGUGACUCAUAGAAAGAGAGGGACACCCAUGGCUCUCAAGUUGUUACCGAAGGCUAGCACCAAGCUGCAGAAUUUCUUGUAUGAGUAUUGUGUGGCCCUUUCACUCUCUGCACACCCUGCCAUCGUUGGGAUGUUUGGCAUUGCCAUAGAAUCCAGCCAGCACUAUGGCUUUCUCUAUGAGGCAGCCCUGCAUAGAGACCUUAUCUCUAUCAUCAAGCCCAAGGCUGGCAUCCCUGAGCCAGCAGCUAAGCUCUGUGCCAAGCAGCUGGUGAGCGCUCUGGACUUCAUCCACAGCCGGGGCCUUGUGUACCGAGAUGUCAAGCCGGAGAACAUCCUUCUUUUCGACCGCCAUUGCCGCUGCAUCAAACUGACAGAUUUCGGCCUGACUCGACCCCAGGGCACCCUGCUGCGUCUGGUGGCUGGGAUCAUCCCCUACACGGCGCCGGAGUUGAGCCGUGGCACGGGCGAUACCCCUGGCCUGCCCAUCGAUGCCAGCCUGGAUGCUUGGGCCCUCGGGGUCCUCAUCUUCUGCCUGCUCACUGGCUACUUCCCUUGGGAGAAGACUGUACCUGAGGAUUCUUUCUUUGAGGACUUUGUGGAAUGGCAACAGUCUGGCUUGGAGGAAGACCUGCCAUUUCAUUGGCGCCCACUCUCUCGCGACGCUGUUGCCAUGUUACAGAGCCUCCUGGCUCUGGAGCCUUUAAAGCGUGGCCCUGUACGUCGGGUGCUCAACUACCUUGACCGGCCAUGGAGAGCAGAAGUGGCUCCCACAAAGCCCUAAUGAUGAUCUAAUAGAGCUGGAAGGAAUUUGAAGACAUGUGGGGUGGGGUGGGGGACAAAGGAAACAGUAACAAGCAAUUUUUCCAAAUGUAGAGGUGGGGAGGGGAAUGUGUGUCUUCAGAUAUUGCUAGAUUACGUACACCUCCCAACACAGCCAAUGCUAUGAGAUGAAGGGAGCUGGUGUCCAGAACAAUUGAUGGGGAACACGUUCUCCAUCUCUGUCCUAAUGCAAAGCUGCCAGCAGAAAUUCAGAUUUCUACAAACUCCCUUUGAUUAAUUUACAACAUUUUGGUUUUUAACUCUCCCCAAACAGUCUGCAGGGCACAUUUCUAGAAGCAACCACGAAGUCACUUCUGAUGUUUCAAAAUAUUUUUUCUCUCUCAGUUAAAAGAAGGUUCUGGGAAAAUUGUGGAGUCAUGGAGAAUUCUGCCCGCAGAAGAUUAGAAAUGUAUGGUUCUCCCUUUGCUUUUUACAAAUGUUGCUGUUAUUGUAAAAAUGUACUGCAUUCUCUAAUAUACAUGCUGGUGAACACUGAAAAGAAGAAAAUGGGUGAAAAAAAUGACUAGUUCAUUGGGUAAUUUGAUAUUCAAGAAUAUUGGCUUAAUUUAUAUAACCAAGAUGUAAUAUUUCCUAAAAGUUUAAAGUGCCACUUAAAAAUCAAAAUUAAAGUUUGAAAUUUUAAAUUCAAAUUUUGAAUAUUUGCCAGAUUUUGAAUUGUUAUAAGGCCUUGUUUUAGUUCUACAAGACAGGCCUAUCAAAGUGGCCCUCUCAUAUAGCACAUUCUGUUCACCAGCUAUAAAAACCUGCCUGAUAUUGGAAGCAGCUAGCUGUGUGAUAGUACUGCAAAAAAACACAUGAGCCAUUUUCUUGUGCUAUUUUCUUUACCAGAGUACUUUUCCCAAACGUCUCAUCAGUAGACUUUAUUUUUUUCCUAGUCUCCACAUUGUUUUUAACAUGAUAAAGUUACAACUGCAUGAUUUUUCACCCAUCUUUGAUUAUGCUCAAAUGUUUCUUUUGAAUGGCACCUUCCUUUUACACGGAAUACCCACUUGGGUGCUAUCAACCUCAUCUGCAACCUACUUUCCCUUCUAAAGAGCCUGCUUCUCCAAAAUAUGGCAUCUCUGACCAAACACCUUUAAUUAUCUUGCAGAGAAAUUUCACUGCCAGAUUUGAAGAUGGUUCCCUCAAUUUUUUGCUGAGAGCAAGAUAAUGCAGGAAUCAUGUCCCUAACCUGUUACACAUAGAAUCAUAUAAUAGUGAAGUUGGAAGGGGGCUAUAAGGCCAUCAAGCCAAACCCCUUCUUAAUGCAGGAACAUAAAUCAAACGGUAUUUGCCAGAUGGUUGUCUAAGUUUCUCUUGAAUGCCUCCAGUGUUGGAGUACUCACCAUCUCUCAAGG